AUGACAACCAGAAUCAACUUUUUCAAUCUCUCAGACGAUAAGCUUGUGUAUGAUGAAAGAAAGAAGAGAUUUGUCUUCCUCUAAGAUGCACCCGCAGUUGUCACCAGAAACUAUCAAAAUUCACAAUUCAAGGAGUAAAGACCUGAUUUGUCUGGAGAAGAGUUGUUUGAAUUCAGAUUAAAAUUAAAGAUUGGUUCUCAAUUCCUUAGACAAAUGAACUAUCAAACUAAGCUAGAAAUGAGAAGAUUGUGGAGAACUAUGGGUGGAAUGUCAUUCUAAUACUACCAACCAUUAUUGGAUGACUUCAUGACUUAUUUUGCCAUUGACAGACCAAGAACCUUGAGACUUUGGACAUGGGAUGACUCAACAAGAAUCGUUAAUUUCCUUACAGUGCACCUAAUGAGAGCUAAAAAAUACGGCCUUGAUAUUCCUCACCACACCACACCAUACAUGACAAAAGAACUAGCAAAAUAAAGAGAAGAUGAACUCACUGAGUUCUUUAUUACUGAAAUGAGAAAGGCUCCCAGUUCCGCUCUCAAGUAAUGA
Molecule: messenger RNA, 546 nt
Organism: Stylonychia lemnae
Lineage: Eukaryota; Ciliophora; Spirotrichea; Sporadotrichida; Oxytrichidae
Source: the annotation of a GenBank genome assembly